Messenger RNA from Cyprinodon variegatus (sheepshead minnow), 1043 nucleotides. RefSeq lists its product as uncharacterized. The coding region runs from base 144 to 1043 and encodes 299 amino acids. NCBI's taxonomy places the organism in Eukaryota, Metazoa, Chordata, Actinopteri, Cyprinodontiformes, Cyprinodontidae. The record is from RefSeq and is a predicted model, not a curated record. Gene Ontology annotation, cellular component: cytoplasmic vesicle; plasma membrane. The transcript is spliced from 6 exons.
AGGGUGAGGUUGAGCCUCCCGAGGCGGCCAUGUUGGAUGUGUUGGUCAGGGUUGUGGUGUUGACUCGUCUUCACCCGUCGCCUCACUGCAGCUCUCUGCCAACUUAACUGUUUCUCCUCCUCAGGUACUGGUACCUUUGGAAAAUGUUCUUGGCACAUCUGGAGCCGCUCACCUGGAGCUCACCUCACCUGCUGCGCUGGUUGCUGGCCUGCGUCUGGCUCCUGGCUCCGCCCACAGGUGUGUCAGCUGACCUGUGCCGCGUCACCGGCGGCGUUCUGGGGAUCCACUGGACCAGCACCCUGGGCCUGGGCUGGUACCCGCUGGCGUCCGGCAGAGGCGGCGCCACCUGCUGGGAGACGUGCUGCUUGGAGCCCAGGUGUGACGCCGUGUGGAGCAUCGGGGGGCGCUGCGUGCUCCUCAGCUGCUCCAGGAAGGACGGCUGCAGCAUCUCGUCUCUGCCGCAGCCCCACGAGGAGUCGCUGGGCCUCCUGCAGCUGCUCUCCAAGGGACCGGUCCGAAUGAAGCGCAGGAAGCCUCGCCACGCCCUCCGUGGACGGCUGAGGAGAGCGCACCUCAGCAGCACGGGAAGCCCCGGCGCCGUUCAGCUCGCUCCCACGGCUCUCAGCCGCAUCACGGUCCCACAGACGGCCCAGCAGAACCUCCGCCUGUCAGCCAAUGGGAGCUCAGAUGGAGUUCUGGUUCCGCCUCUGCAGAACUCCACCGUCCACAGCACCAUUAAUCCCACCACGUCUUCCAAUAUCACCGAUGGGAGCUCUCUGACUCCGGCAGUUCUAUCUCACCCCUGUCUCCUGCAGCUGACGGUGGGCCUGUAUGAGUUCGAGGUGACGGUGGAGGGAGAAGGAGCCCGUGGGCGGGGCUACGUCAACGUCACUGUCAGACCAGGUGAGAGCAGGAUGGUUCUGAUCCGGUUCUUCUGCUCUGUGAAGAACCUGAAGCCUCUCAGGCGGCUGAGGCCUUCAGCUGCUGCUUCAUCUCCUCUUCCUGUUAAAGAGGCAGCCUGCAGGCUGACCGCUAAUCUGUGA